This is a messenger RNA of Marmota monax (woodchuck), 441 nucleotides long. RefSeq names its product phosphatidylinositol N-acetylglucosaminyltransferase subunit C-like. Lineage: Eukaryota; Metazoa; Chordata; Mammalia; Rodentia; Sciuridae. Gene Ontology annotation, biological process: GPI anchor biosynthetic process. The coding region runs from base 1 to 441 and encodes 146 amino acids. The transcript has a single exon. Gene Ontology annotation, cellular component: glycosylphosphatidylinositol-N-acetylglucosaminyltransferase (GPI-GnT) complex; membrane. The record is from RefSeq and is a predicted model, not a curated record.
AUGUCAGUCUUCAAGCUGUUGGGCCACCUCAUCUUCUUUGACUCUGGAGCCAAUGCCCCCAUUGUAUCCAGCACACUGUCCUUGAACAUGGCCAUCUUUUCUUCUGUCUGCCUGGCCUCACGUCUUCCCCAGUCCGUGCCUGCCUUCGUCAUGGUGACGUUUGCCAUCCAGAUUUUUGCACUGUGGCCCAUGUUACAGAAGAAACUGAAGGCCUGUACUCCCCGCAGCUAUGUGGGGGUCACAAUGCUUUUUGCCUUCUCAGCCCUGGGAGGCCUGCUCUCCAUGAGUGCAGUGGGAGCCAUACUCUUUGCUCUUCUGCUGGUUUCCAUCUCCUGUCUCUGCCCUUUCUACCUCAUUCCCCUGCAGCUUUUUAAAGAGAACAUUCAUGGGCCUUGGGAUGAAGCUGAGAUCAAAGAAGACUUUUCCAGGUUCCUCAGCUAA